Messenger RNA from Lottia gigantea (owl limpet), 1308 nucleotides. RefSeq lists its product as hypothetical. Gene Ontology annotation, molecular function: oxidoreductase activity, acting on paired donors, with oxidation of a pair of donors resulting in the reduction of molecular oxygen to two molecules of water. The transcript is spliced from 10 exons. NCBI's taxonomy places the organism in Eukaryota, Metazoa, Mollusca, Gastropoda, Lottiidae. Gene Ontology annotation, cellular component: membrane. The coding region runs from base 1 to 1308 and encodes 435 amino acids. The record is from RefSeq and is a predicted model, not a curated record. Gene Ontology annotation, biological process: lipid metabolic process.
AUGGAUAGAGGUGAGAAUGGUGGAUUGACAACGAACAAGGGAGGCUACGGAUAUUUUACUGAGGAAGAGAUUUUGGAACACAAUAAAGCAGACGACAAAUGGAUUCAAAUAGGAGGGAAGGUUUACAACAUAACUCAUUUCGCCAAGAAACAUCCAGGCGGUGCCAAAAUAAUCAGUCACUAUUCUGGUCAAGAUGCAACGGAUGCUUGGGUGGCAUUCCAUGAUGAUAAAGAUCUGGUUCAGAAAUACCUGAAACCUUUAUUAAUUGGAGAAGUGAAGAACCUGAACGAGAGUGAAUUAGAGAAAGAUUAUAGAUCAUUACGACAGAAGCUAGAAAAGAUGGGAAUGUUUAAAACUAAUCCAGUGUUUUACCUUGCACAGAUUAUUAGUAUUUUCUUAAUGGAAGCUUUAGCUGUCUGGAUGUUCUGGUCUUAUGGUGUUAACUGGAAGACCUUUCUACUAUCUGCUUUAUUAAUGUGUACUGCUCAGGCUCAAUGGGGCUGGACCCAGCAUGAUUAUGGUCAUCUGUCAGUAUUUAAAAGUCGAAGAGUCAAUCAUUGGGCUCACUAUUUUACUAUUAGUAUUAUGAAGGGAGCCUCUUCUCAUUGGUGGAAUUUCCGUCAUUUUCAACACCACGCAAAACCUAACGUGAUCAAAAAAGAUCCUGAUGUUCAGUUAGCGUAUUUAUUUUUAAUGGGAGAUAAAAUGCCAGUAGAAUGGGGUGAGAAGAAACGUGGUAAAAUGCCCUACCAACUACAACAUCACUAUUUCUUUUUGAUUGGACCUCCUCUACUUCUUCCACUGUAUUUUCAUUUUGAAAAUGUUUAUUUCAUGGUGAAACGAAAAGAUUGGUUGGAUCUUUUUUUUACGUUUGUGUUUUUUUACCGGCUUCACAUCAUGUUUACUCCAUAUCUUGGUGGAUUGGGAACUUUCGCCUUUUACAUGUUCUUCAGGUUUUUAGAAAGUCAUUGGUUUGUCUGGGUGACUCAAAUGAAUCAUAUACCCAAUGAAAUAGAUCGAGAUCAGAAUAAAGAAUGGUUUAAACUUCAGUUGGGUUCAACUUCUAACGUACAAGCUGGUUGGUUCAAUAACUGGUUCACUGGACAUCUUAACUUUCAAAUAGAACAUCAUUUAUUUCCUACGAUGCCAAGACAUAAUUACGAGAAAGUUCAACCUCUGGUGAAAUCAUUGGCUAAAAAACAUGGAGUAGAAUAUCUAGAUAAACCAUUAUUAACAUCAUUCGCUGAUAUCAUCAGAUCAUUAAAGAAAUCUGGACGUUUAUGGUUCGAUGCUUAUUAUGAUGUGUAG